AAACACCACCAAACCGAACCCCUGGUUACUAUGCAAUUACAACAACUGAUCUCCCUUGUUCUGAUCUUGCACUGGAUGGAGGACGCGGACUGUCAGCAUCACGCCUCCAAGCACCGGCAGCACAAACAAGGGAGUCAAGACUGCCCAGGAGGCUGUCUGACCUGCUCGACUCACAAUGGCUGCCUGACGUGCCUGCCCAAGCUCUUUAUUCACCUGGAGAGGGACGGCAUGCGGCAGAUCGGCGUGUGUCUGGCUUCCUGUCCCAAAGGGUUCUUCGGAACUCGCUCUCCUGAAAAAAAUGACUGCUCGAAGUGUGGUUCCGAGUGUGACACCUGCUUCGACAAGAACUUCUGCACGCGCUGCAGAGCAGGCUCGUAUCUACACAAGGGAAAAUGCCAAGAGAGCUGCCCUGACGAGCUAGUACCCAGUGACGCCAAAAGGGAGUGUGUCCCUCGUCUUACAGCAUGCCCAGCGGACUGUGACUCCUGUCUAAACAGUGAAACCUGCACGAGGUGUAUGCCAGGGUACUACCUGCUGCAUGGUCAGUGUCACAGUGUGUGCCCUGAGGAAUUUGAGCCCAGUGAGCAGCUGAUGGAGUGUGUCCCUGCAGUACACUGUGAGGUGGGAGAGUGGAGCGAAUGGGGUCCGUGCUUGCGGAUAGGAAAACCCUGCUUUAGAGAAGAAACCCGUACCCGCAAAGUUCUACAGAACCCCAGCCCUCAGGGCAAGCCCUGCCCAGCUACUUCAGAGAAGAGGGAAUGCUUUGGUAAAAGAAAGAGAUGUGGAAAAGACAGAGGCUCACAUAAAGGAGAGCGGAAGAAUCGGAACAAUCGGAAAGACAAGGCGAGCGGCGAGGGCCGUCGAGAGAGGAAGAGGGAGCGAGAGCGGGAGAGGGAGAUGGGUGACCGAGAGGAGUCUGAAAACAGGAACAAAACGGAACAGCGCCGCAGACGGGCCCAGAGCAGAGACCCUGGAGCAGUAUAGAGAGGAGCUGCACAGUGAUCCCCUCCAAUUACACACCCUUAUUCCUCUCACCCCUCAGCCCCUUAACCCCUCGCUUUCGGGGGUGCUGCUGCUACCUGUAUAAUUUAAAUGUAUACUGUAUAUGCACAAGAGAGAGGAGGCACUGCUCAGUUGAGUGACCAUGAACAGCGUGGCUAAAAAGAAACCCUUCCCUCCGUCUCCCCCUCUGCCCUCAAAGGGCACCUAUAGCUCCUCCUAUAGCCACACAGAGGGCCUGGAAUGAUACUGAACUCUCCGGACUGGAGCGAUACCCGAAACAGACAUGCAGUCUGAUGACCUGUUGAGUCAAAACAUAUGCUGCCCUUGGUACAGCAUCGCUUCAUGGUUUGAAUGUAGGUUUGUGUGACAUUAUGUAGAGUUGCCGUUGUAUAAACGUCUAUACAUAUAUAUAUUUUUUUUGCUGAGUAAAUUAAAAGAUGAGCAUGCUUGCUGGCAUUGUGGAUAUUGCCUGCCGAUAAGGCUGUGACUGCAUGAUGGACUGGUGAAAAUGGACCAGAAAAGAGGACAGGCUGUCAUUAUACUUGUCAUUGUACUGGAUGAAGAGAUGAUGGUUCUCCCUGCAAUGUUUUAUUCAUCUUUGUUCAGUGUCCUCAGAAGAAACGGUAAGUUUUGCCUGUCUAUAAUAACAGAAUCUGAGCUUUCAAUUAAGCCAUCUGACCAGAAAUCAAAAGCACCUGUAUGUCCAAUAAAUAAUGAUGUUUGUA
Colossoma macropomum (tambaqui) is the source of this 1727-nucleotide messenger RNA. It is a transcript of the gene rspo3, whose product is annotated as R-spondin 3. The record is from RefSeq and is a predicted model, not a curated record. Lineage: Eukaryota; Metazoa; Chordata; Actinopteri; Characiformes; Serrasalmidae. The transcript has 6 exons. Bases 31 to 984 code for a protein of 317 amino acids.